ACAUUGGAUUAGCUAUGAACUUGUUGAGUUCAUAGAUGGCUUGACUGUUUUGAUGGAUUAUAUUAAAAAAUGACUGGAACUGCUGAAUUCUGAUGGUGCUUUUCAUUUUGUGUGAUGCUUUACCAGCUCAACCAUUCUUCUUAGUAGAACUUCCAAUAAAUAAGCUGCCUAUCAAGUCUCCAAAUAUCACUGCUUCCUUCAAAACAAUGGGAGCUGUUAAAUUAGACCUUCGUUGUCCCCUAGGAGCGGAGGGCAUUGCUGCUGAACCUGAGCCAGAUUGGACUUUUGAUGCUCUAAUAUCGGAGCUUAAUGCCUUGGAGAUGAAACUCACUACUUCUUGUACUGAUCCUUUUCCAACUAAAUCAAUAUACAGUGGGAAUGAAGUUGAGAGAGGUGGACCUUUCAUAUUGCAUGCCCCUGAGUAUGAGAUGGAGGACACAGAGACUGAAGAUGAGCAGGACGAAACUGCAGAGGCUGGCACACGAUUUGGCUGCAAUGAGCUCUACCUAAGUGAUAGUGAUAAUUCUGACAUUGUUCCAGCAUUCGAAGAGCAAGGUUACUUGAUGGAUGAAGUGGGAGAGGUGGAAGGUGCCUUAAUAGAACUGACUCAUGAACACCAGCUUCGGGUUAAGGAUGACAUUAGGAAUCAGAUCUCAGCACUGGAAACAGCUCUGAUGAAUGAAACCGAGAAGUCUGCUUCUGCUUUUCUCCAAGUAGAGAAAUAUAAAGAAGCAAGACAGGAAUUAGAUAAAAAGUUUGAUACCCAAUAUCAGCGAAGGAUCGCAGAAGCACUUGAUAAUCACUUGACAGCUGUUCAGCAGGACCGGGAGCUUAGAUCACAAAUAGAGGAAAGAAAAAUAAGAAGUGACGCCGCAUAUGAAGAGGCCAAAAGAAAGGAGAAGGCUAUACAAGAGGAAAAAUUACGACAAGAGAAGGCUAAAGCUAAAGCUGAAGCUGAGGCAUUUAGAGCUGAGGAAGCAAAACGAGCUGCACUGGAAGCUGAGAGAAGAGCAGCAAUGGAAGCUGAAAAAAGAGCUGCAAAAGAAGCCAUGGAGAAGAAUGCUAUAGAAAGUUCAAAAAGGAUUACAUCUGAAGGCUUGCAACUAGAAGCUACAGCACGAAUAGAUGGUGCAUCUAGCCUAUCAAAAGCUGAAUCCAAGGAAUCUGGGUACACAUAUCGAGCAGCAGAUAGUGCUUUAAAACUGGAGGGUCAGAGGCUACAGAAACUGAAAGAGCUUUAUGAGAGAAACCAAGCAAUACGUUCAAGUUCCAAGGAUUUUACCCAAAAGGAAAGUCAUAUUGCCAGAUUGAUAAGGCAAAUAAGGGGAAUAGCAGACAAUGUCAGGUCAAAAGCAGGCGAUCUUAUAAAACUUUUGAAUGAUUCUCAAUGUCCUCAAUCCAUCAGCACAGAAAUAUUUGCUCGAAAGGUUGUUUCCUACUGUGAAAACCCUGGUAAUGCUGCCUUUGCAAGUGGUUACGUCAUUGUUCUUGUUACCUCUCGGGUCCCACAUGCUAUGGAUCUUUUGCUAGCUGAGUUCCAUAGAGCCUGCAUCUACACUGUUCCAAAGCACAUCGUUUACAAAAAGUCCACCUUUGAAUCAAAAGAAGCAUACUUUAAAAGUAUCGGUUACCGGGAAUAUGAUGGGAAAAUAGAGAGUACAGAAGAUUAUUUAAAGCGUCUAGAAUCUUACAUCAAGGUGUACGGUGCACUAGUUCAGACUGAAAUUCCAAAUGUUCAGAAUUUACAUGGGUUGCAAGAAGGUUGGGCAUGGCUUGCAAGGCUUCUGAAUAACCUCCCAGCUAAUAAAUACACUGCUGUUUCGCUCAAUGCAUUCCUGCAAAUGGCAGGAUUUGGCCUCUAUAGAAGAUACAAAUCUCAAUUCUUGAAGAUGCUGAAGGUAAUCUCUGAUAACUUUUUGGUUGAUCUGAAACAAAAAGAACCGGAGCUGACCAGGAUUAUUGUGGAGAUACAAUCUUAUAUUGAAGAUAAAAAGUUCCUUAAAGAGCCAGAAGGAAGGAGCUUGCAAACUAAUUUAUUAUCAAGUAUAAUGAGGGCUUAGAUCCGGAAAAAUCAUAUAGUUAGUUAAGUUUUUUUGGUCAGAUCCCAUAAAGCAAGCCAUUGGUUGUAACUUGUAAGUGAUGCUAUGUUUUAACAUGGGAUCUGUAAUAGAGAAGAAAGCCGAAGAUAUCAUGUAGUCAUAGCAUUUCUAAUUUAAUUGUGAUUAUGCUAAAGCAUAGAUAUGAUGGACAAUCAAUCGAAGUGGAGAAUGAAUGAUCAAAUGUUAAGAUAUACUCAAAGAAAUAGGGAAUAUAAAGAAAUCGUUCUU
Neltuma alba is the source of this 2327-nucleotide messenger RNA. Its product is annotated as protein GLE1. Gene Ontology annotation, cellular component: cytoplasm; nuclear pore cytoplasmic filaments; nuclear pore. Gene Ontology annotation, biological process: poly(A)+ mRNA export from nucleus. The record is from RefSeq and is a predicted model, not a curated record. Gene Ontology annotation, molecular function: inositol hexakisphosphate binding; phospholipid binding; translation initiation factor binding. Lineage: Eukaryota; Viridiplantae; Streptophyta; Magnoliopsida; Fabales; Fabaceae. The transcript is spliced from 15 exons. Bases 93 to 2060 code for a protein of 655 amino acids.